CUUUUACAUUAAUGAUUCUCUCUUUUUCUUUUCUGUCGCAUUCGGAAAAUAGCAGUCAAUGUGACUGAACAUGAGCCCCUUUUCUCACAAAUGUGGGCUUUAUUUUUUUGUAAUCCUCUGGGGAGCGUCCUCGACAACAGGCUCGUUCCUUCCCCCCACCCCGGUUAACGUCAGCUUCUCAUCGCUGAACCUGAGGAACUUAGUCCAAUGGAUCCCAGGCCAGGGAACUCCGGACGGCACCCGCUACACCGUCCAGUUGGCUAUAUACGGCGACAGCGUGGAGGGCACCAAAGGCAAGCGGGUGAACUGGAGGCCCGUGCCGUGGUGCAAGGAAACGGGGAGGACGUGGUGCGACGUGAGCCGCGAGACGUGGGACCUGCAGCAGGAGUACUACGCGCGGGUGCGCUCCGUGGGCUCCGCGUUCUCUAAAUGGGUCGUGACAGACACGCGCUUCGCCCCGAAAUCUGACACUACGUUUGGGCCACCUCAAAUCUCGGUGGAAGUGAAGGAUAACAACGCGAUCAUCCUCCUGUCGGGACCAAUCAGGUACCAGCCAGACGAGCACGCCCCGCCCAUUUCCAUGGCGUCCAUCUACCCGCGGAUGACUUACAACCUUUCGGUGCACAACACGCGCCAAGAGCAGGUGCAUCAUUUCCCCGUCAGCUCCAGCCAGUACAAAUACAGGCUGAUGGAUUAUGACAGCGAAUAUUGCUUCUCGGCAAAAGCCAAAUUACUGUCCCUGCACUCCUACUGCCACCAGUCGGAGAGGCACUGCAUCAAGACGGCCAAAGAUCCUGUCAGCGGCCAGGUGUGGAUGGUGGUUGUGGGUAUUGCGGUUCCGUCGCUGUGCAUCUGCGUUCUUCUUGUGAUCAGCUACAUUCUCUAUCACUACCUGAUGGGGAAUGGACAGAAAAGACCCAAUACCUUGGACUUGGUUUUUUUAGGACAUCAAAUUAUGCCCUUACCGCAAGACCUCAUCACUCGCCUCAACAGCGAGUGCUCUUCGGACGACGACGACGACAGCGCAUCGGGCUGCGGAUCUCCCAACGCCAUCCAGAAUCCACAACCGGCACCACAGCCAGUAGAACCCAUUAAUUACUUGCCGAGCUACGGCGAGAUUGUGAUGUGUACGACAGAGGCCGGUGCACAGGGCGACAACCACCCUGAAGAGAAUGACAGCCACCCCGCAUCUCAGUGCUACUUCCCGCAAGCGCAAAGGAGUGAUCCUCCGGAAAAUGCGGCCCAAAAUCAAGCAGACUUUUCACCGUACUCGUAUUUGGCCAAUACGGCUCCAGAUGGCCUAAGGAUACCAGUGACCAAGGGGAAGGAGGUCACAGGGACCCCGUACAGGAUGCAAAAUGAAGACGUUCAAAGCGUGCCACCCCCUUUUGCCUGCCAUGGCGGCCCUUCGGACCUAACCGCUGACGACUAUGGCGUCCUUGUGCCGACUGCGGCGGAGCAAGACGAGGAGGGAGGACCGCUCUGCAUUGACUGGGGCCCACAAAUGACGCAGUUGGUGCUGGAAACGACGGUGAUGCAGGGGGAGGACGGAGGAGGCGGCGAGACGGUGGCAAAUGGCGAUCUGAGGUCGGAAAAGGGGUUUCUCGGGCAAGCGUCGGAGGAGGAGGCGGGGCCGCCGCAGGCCGGCGCUGCAGGCUGGGAGAUGGAUGAAUUCGUAAAAAAUUGGAACUUGGUCAUCUCCAUGAAUGAGUAGCGCCGCCUGAGCACGCGGACCUGGAGCAUGGGGUCUUCU
Molecule: messenger RNA, 1753 nt
Organism: Syngnathoides biaculeatus (alligator pipefish)
Lineage: Eukaryota; Metazoa; Chordata; Actinopteri; Syngnathiformes; Syngnathidae
Gene: il20ra
Product: interleukin 20 receptor, alpha
Exons: 7
Coding region: 71-1714 (547 amino acids)
Molecular function (GO): protein binding
Source: RefSeq, a predicted model, not a curated record